Miscanthus lutarioriparius is the source of this 804-nucleotide messenger RNA. The record is from the annotation of a GenBank genome assembly. Lineage: Eukaryota; Viridiplantae; Streptophyta; Magnoliopsida; Poales; Poaceae.
AUGAAUCCAGCGCACGAGCCUCUUGCAGGCCGGGUGGCCAUCGUGACGGGAGGCUCCGGGGGCAUCGGCUCCGCGGUGGCCACGCACCUGGCGUCGCUCGGCGCCCGCGUCGUCGUCGGCUACAUCGGCGAGUCGGCCCCCGCGGACCAGCUCGUGGCGUCUCUCAACUCCUCGUCCGCCCCCGCCCCCGCGGACAACGACUCCAGGCCGCCGCCGCGCGCCGUGGCGGUGGCCGUGGACGUGUCGGACCCGGCGCAGGUGGCGCAGCUGUUCGACGCGGCGGAGGCGGCCUUCGGCCCGGACCUGCACGUGCUGGUUGCCGCGGCGGGGGUGCAGGACGCGUCGUACCCGCGGAUCGCCGACACGUCGCCCGAGCAGUGGGACCGCGCGUUCGGCGUGAACGCGCGGGGCACGUUCCUGUGCUGCCGGGAGGCGGCGCGGCGGCUGGCGCGCGGCGGCGCGGGCCGCAUCGUCACCUUCUCGUCCUCCAACGUGGCGUCGCUGAGGCCAGGGUACGGCGCGUACGUGGCGACCAAGGCGGCCGUGGAGGCCAUGACCAAGGUGCUGGCCAAGGAGCUCGGCGGGACGGGGAUCACGGCCAACGCCGUCGCGCCGGGGCCCGUCGCCACUCCCAUGUUCUACGCGGGCAAGUCGGAGGAGCGCGUGGCCGCCGCCGCCCGCGAGUGCCCCAUGGGGAGGGUCGCCGAGCCGGCGGACGUGGCGCCCGUGGUGGGAUUCCUUUGCACCGAUGCCGCCGGGUGGAUCAACGGGCAGGUCAUCCGAGUCAACGGCGGCUACGUGUAA